This is a messenger RNA of Carassius carassius (crucian carp), 2057 nucleotides long. RefSeq names its product myotubularin-like. Gene Ontology annotation, cellular component: plasma membrane. Bases 1 to 1920 code for a protein of 639 amino acids. The transcript has 16 exons. The record is from RefSeq and is a predicted model, not a curated record. Lineage: Eukaryota; Metazoa; Chordata; Actinopteri; Cypriniformes; Cyprinidae. Gene Ontology annotation, biological process: dephosphorylation; muscle cell cellular homeostasis; negative regulation of autophagosome assembly. Gene Ontology annotation, molecular function: phosphatidylinositol-3,5-bisphosphate 3-phosphatase activity.
AUGACUUUUCGGCGAGGGUCUGGUCUUUAUUUAGCGCUGCUUGGAGCGGACUCGUGGGUAAAUGUUGCACUUGAGAGCUGUAGAAAAGCAAACCCAGUGAUGGCCUCGGCUCCUAUAGCACCUUACAACUCCAGUCCUCUGGGGAACAGCUCCAGCCCAAACGCGUCCAGAGAAAGCCUGAAGAUGGAGCCGCUGGCAGAUGUUGCCAUGCUGCCGGGAGAAGAGAGAGUGAUCGAUAAAGACAUCAUCUACAUCUGCCCUUUUAAUGCUGCAGUCAAAGGAAAGGUGUUCAUCACCAACUACAGACUCUACUUCAAGAACACUGACUCCGAGUCGCCAGUUACCCUGGAUGUGCCAUUAGGUGUAAUAAGCCGUGUAGAGAAGAUGGGCGGAGCCUCCAGUCGAGGAGAGAACUCCUAUGGACUUGAAAUCACCUGCAAGGACAUGAGGAACCUGCGAUUUGCUCUGAAGCAAGAAGGCCACAGUCGAAGAGACAUCUUCGAGAUUAUUUUCAAAUAUGCUUUCCCACUGUCUCAUGGAAUGCAACUCUUUGCAUUUCUGAGUCAGGAGAAGUACGAGGAGAAUGGCUGGAACGUUUAUGAGGCCAUGGAAGAGUACAGGAGGCAGGGUCUACCCAAUAGUGAGUGGAGGGUCACUUUCAUCAAUAAGAACUACGAGCUGUGUGACACCUAUCCUACAAUUCUUGUUGUUCCAUACAAGGCCACAGAGGAAGAUCUUAAAAGAGUCGCUACCUUCCGCUCCCGCUGCCGCAUCCCGGUGUUGUCAUGGUUCCAUAAAGAGAACCAUGCUGUGAUCACGCGGUGUAGCCAGCCAUUGGUGGGAAUGAGCGGCAAGCGCAACAAAGAUGAUGAACGUUAUUUGGACCUAAUCCGCGAAGCCAAUGGUACCACCAAACUCACCAUCUAUGACGCCAGGCCUAAUGUCAAUGCAGUGGCAAACAAGGCCACAGGAGGGGGUUAUGAGGGUGACGAUGCAUAUCAGAACGCCGAGCUGGUCUUUCUGGACAUCCAUAAUAUCCAUGUCAUGAGGGAGUCACUGAAGAAGUUAAAGGACAUUGUCUACCCCAAUGUGGAGGAGUCUCAUUGGCUCUCCAGCCUGGAGUCCACCCACUGGCUAGAGCAUAUUAAGCUGGUGCUAUCAGGGGCCAUUCAGGUGGCUGAUAAAGUGUCUUCUGGGAGCUCUGUGGUGGUGCACUGCAGUGACGGCUGGGACCGCACGGCUCAGCUCACCUCUCUGUCCAUGCUGAUGCUGGAUUCAUACUACAGGACUCUCAGGGGCUUCCAGGUGCUGCUGGAGAAGGAAUGGAUCAGCUUCGGACACAAGUUCGCUUCAAGAAUCGGCCAUGGAGACAAAAACCAUGCAGAUCAGGACAGGUCACCUAUCUUCGUGCAGUUUAUUGACUGCGUGUGGCAAAUGACUAAACAGUUCCCAACAGCGUUUGAGUUUAAUGAACGUCUCCUGGUGGUAAUCUUGGAUCACCUGUACAGCUGCCGCUUUGGCACUUUCCUCUACAACUGUGAGAGUGCCCGUGAAAGCAAUAACGUUCGGGUGAAGACUGUGUCGCUGUGGUCUUUUGUCAGUAGUGACACGUCUUUCUAUGUAAACCCCUUCUACACACCAGAGUCCAGUCGCGUGCUUUACCCUGUAGCCAGCAUGCGCCACCUAGAGCUUUGGGUGACUUAUUACAUUAGGUGGAACCCUCGCAUACAACAACAGCAACAGAGUCCAGUGGAGCAGCGCUAUAAGGAGCUACUGGUGUUGAGGGAUCAGUACCUGAAGAAACUAGAGGAACUGCAGCUCUCAGACUCCGCCCCCUCCCCCACCCACUUGACAAACAGCUCCACCCCCAACGCUGCCACGCCCAAUCAGCACAUCACACACUUACAGACACCGUUUUGAUCCCACUCAAUAACUGUUACAGACGAUGGACAAUUGUACAUAGCAAUAGUGAUAAUUAUGGUAACACAAUAAGUAGUGAUGUCGACGAUAACAAGUAAAAAAACAAUUAUGCAGUAAACCGCAGUACGCAAAAAAAA